Pelecanus crispus (Dalmatian pelican) is the source of this 3289-nucleotide messenger RNA. The record is from RefSeq and is a predicted model, not a curated record. NCBI's taxonomy places the organism in Eukaryota, Metazoa, Chordata, Aves, Pelecaniformes, Pelecanidae.
AUAUUUAUUAUCCAAAGUGAAGACUCCAACUUGUGCAUUAAAGUGAACGCAGUUGGCCUUGUUCUGGAAGACUGCGGUCAACUCUCAAAAGACAUGCUAUGGAAAUGGGUAUCCAAUCGCCGUCUUUUCAACAUAGGCAGAAGUACCUGUCUAGGACUGAACAUCAGUAGACCAGAACAGCCGUUAAGUAUGCUUGAGUGUGAUUCAACUCAAUACUCAUUAUGGUGGAAUUGUGAUGGAAAAGCAUUAGUUGGCGUAUCAGAGUACAAAUUAGCUGUUGAAAACAGCAAACGUAUUGUGGCCAAAAAAAAAUCUACUUAUCAGUGGAAACAGUACAUGUCCUACGAUGAAGACCUUUGUGAACACCCAUUUCAAGAAAUAUACACCUUGCUGGGAAAUUCUUUUGGUUUCCCAUGCAUUUUUCCAUUUAAAUAUAACAACAAGUGGUAUUACGAGUGUACCAGAGAUGGAAAGGAGUUUGACUGGUGUGCCACAACAACUCACUAUGAACAAGAUGAAAAAUGGGGGUUUUGCCCAAAGGCUGAGAGCGGCUGCGAUGUUUUUUGGAAGAAGAACCCUGACACGCACGUUUGCUACCAGUUCAACCUCGCAUCUGUGCUGACCUGGCGUGAGGCACGGGCUGCCUGUCAGCUGCAAGGAGGAGACCUGCUCAGUGUCACCGACCCUGAAGAGCAGAACUACAUAAGUAACUUAAGCAGGCAGUUAAACGCCACAGACAUGAUGCUGUGGACGGGCCUGAAUCGCCUGGAGGAAGAUGCUGGCUGGCAGUGGUCAGAUGGAGCACCGCUAGUGUUUGUGAACUGGAGAGCAAAUGUCUCUGAUACCCGUUUUAGAGAAAAUCAUUGUGCAGUGAUUAGUUCAAAAUUGAAGUACGGCUGGCAAAGUUAUUUAUGUGAAUCUGGAUUGCCUUUUGUAUGCAAAAAAUAUUUAAAUAAGACAGAGCAUGAAACACUGGACACAUGGAAGUAUUAUGCAACUCGUUGUGAUGCUGGCUGGUACCCACACAAUCGCAACUGCUACAGACUUCAUAAAGAGGAGAAGAGCUGGAACGAUGCUUUUAUCUCAUGCCAAAGUGCCAAUAGCGGGCUCAUUAGUAUAUCCUCCAUGGCAGAUGCAGAGCUGCUUCUUAACUUGCUUGAAAGUGAAAAUGUAACUGAAACGUGGAUUGGGUUAUACAGUAAUAACACCCCUGUUGUUUUUGAGUGGUCAGAUAGCACUCCAGUAAAAUUCUCUAACUGGCACAGCCAAGAACCUAACACCUUUCAAAGAACACGGCAGCUCUGUGUUUCAGCACAAGGAUCUGAGGGACGCUGGAAGGUUAAAAAAUGUGAAGACAGAUCUUUCUACAUUUGCAAAAAAGCAGGGGAAUUUAAUAAUGUCUCUCCUGAGCAGGAAUCAAGUUGUCCAGAGGGAUGGGAAAGACAUGGUGGAUAUUGUUACAAAAUCGACAGUACCCCUCGAAGUUUUGAACAUGCUUCCAGUGGUUAUUUCUGCCCAUCUGCACUUGUAUCAGUAACAAACAGGUUUGAACAAGCUUUUAUCAACAGCAUGAUCCGUAGCAUGGUGAAAUCUGAGAGAACUUAUUUUUGGAUAGGAUUGCAAGACCUUAACAACACAGGAGAAUACUUUUGGCUAAGUACAGCGGGGAAGAAUCGCUCUGUGAGCUACACAAACUGGAACAAGUACCAGCCACGUCAUUCCGGAGGAUGUGUGGCCAUGCGAGGGCAGCACCCCGUUGGUUACUGGGAGGUGAAAAGCUGUAAGAGCUUCCAAGCAAUGUCAUUGUGCAAGCAAAAAAUCAACUCUUAUGAAGAACCUGAACUUACUUUUCAAAAACAUUUGAGUUCCUGCUAUUUUGGAUGGGAGUCAGAAGCUAAUCUGCUCAACUGUUACAAGAUAUUUCACAACGAAAAAGUUCUGAUGAGAAGAACAUGGGAUGAAGCAGAAGCAUUAUGCCAAGAUUUUGGAGCACAUCUUGCUAGUUUUAGCCAUGUCUAUGAAGAGACAUUUUUAAACAAUUUAUUAUAUACAAUUUUUGAUAGGACAGAAGAAAGACAGUUCUGGAUUGGAUUUAACAAAAGAAACCCGCUUUCAGGAGGGAUAUGGCAGUGGUCUGACAAAACACCUGUUGUAUCUUCAUUUCUGGAGAGCAAGUAUAUUGAAGAUGACUCAAGAAACUGUGGUGUGUUCAAAGUAAAUAGAACCGUCUUUCCAGCACACUGCAAUGAAAAGCGUGAAUGGAUAUGCAAAAUACCAAAAGGUGUUAAACCAAAGAAUCCGGAUUGGUACAUAGCUGAGCUGCCGUGGUCAUAUUAUCAAGGAGCAGAAUAUCUUUUCCAUGUCAGUCCUACGGACUGGGAAACCUAUGAGUUUGUCUGUGGCUGGCUUCGCAGUGGAAUGGCAACAAUAAAUUCUUCUGGUGAACAAGCCUUUAUUCAAAAUAAAAUUAAGAAGCUAUCGAAUAGUGAUGUUCACUGGUGGAUUGGAUUGCACACAGAGAACCUCAGCAAUGAAUUUCGCUGGAGAGAUGAAUCACCAGUAACAUACCAGAACUGGAAUGAAGGGAGGGAGAGAGAUCCACAGAAAGCAGGGAAAAGAUGUGGCUUCAUUUCAUCACAAACAGGACUCUGGGGUGAUGAAAACUGUACUGUCUCUCUUCCCUGUAUUUGUAAACGUAAAUUUGCAUGGAAAAUAGAGAAAGAGAUUCCAAAAGACCACAACCAACAAGGAAUAUGUCCUAAAGGCUGGUUGCACUUUGGAUUCAAAUGUUUUUUGAUACAAAUCCCAAAGGAUCCAGAGCAUCUGAGAAACUGGUACUCUGCACAAGAGUUUUGCAGUAGCUAUGAUGGGUCACUUGCUUCCCUCGAAGAUGAACUAGAACAAGCUUUCAUAACCAUGAAUCUAUUUGGACGGAAAACUAGUGUUUGGAUAGGUUUCCAGAGUGAUGAUUAUGAAAAAUGGGUGAAUGAAAAUCCUCCAAUGUAUUCCAACUGGUCUCCAGUUGAAGUAGUGGAUAGACAGCGUUAUAACAGUGCAAACAUUCAGGAACAGCUUCCACUAUGCACAUUGGUAUCAAAUAACCCUAAUUUUUAUUUUACGGGAAAAUGGUACUUGGAAAACUGUCAGAAAAAUUAUGGGUUUGUGUGCCAAAAGACUCAGGCCGCAUUCCGGCACAGCCUCUCAGACUGGGAGCUUCUGGCAUCCCCAGGGUGCUCGGGCGGCUCUGGAGCCCGGUCCCAGGGGCUGCUGCGGCUCUGCCAGCGGGAAG